AUGAUUCGAAGAAAUUAUAUCACUGCUGCUGCUCCCUCAAUUCCGAACAAACCAGCAAUUCCAUAUCCUGUAGAUACCUCUGUUGGUCCAAUGCUUCGUUAUCAAAAGUCGCUUCCAAGGCUUCCUGUUCCUGCACUCUCCGAGACUUUGGAAAAAUAUCUUAAGAGUGUCCGAGCACUUACUAACGAAGAAGAAUACGCAAAAACACAAGCUAUUGUUACAGAAUUUCAGAAACCUGGUGGAAUUGGUGAAGAAUUGCACAAAAGACUCUUGGAAAAAGCAAAUAAUCCCAAUGUAAUUAAUUGGCUUGAAGAUUGGUGGAACGAGACUGCAUAUUUUGGUUAUAGGGAUCCGAUCGUCGUCAAUGUGAGCUAUUUCUAUGCUUAUAAAGACGAUAAACUUCGUAAAGACCCCGCAACUCGCGCUGCUGCCAUUAAUCUUAUUUUAAUUCAAAGACAACAAUUGGAACCAGAAUAUGCAAAAAACCUUCCUCUUUGCAUGUAUUCGUAUAAAUGGAUGUUUAAUGCAUGUCGCUAUCCGAAUAAACCUUCUGAUUUCGAAUUAACCUUUGACCCCGCAACCAAUAAUCAUAUGACUGUCAUCCGGAAAAACAAGUUCUUCAUUGUAGAUCUGGUUAAAGAUGGUAUACAACUUUCAACAGCUGAAAUAGAAAGCCAAAUAAGAAAGGUUUAUGAAUUGGCUGGUAAUACGAAAGAUCCUGCAAUUGGAGCUCUUACCACCGAAAACCGAGAUAACUGGACAGACGUUUCUAUAAGCUCAAAUGAACAACUAUUGAAAAAGAUAGAAAGUUCAGCUUUCGUCCUUUGUUUAGAUGACACUUCCCCCGUUACACGUGAUGAGAUUAGUCAUGCUUGCUGGGUUGGAGAUGGUCGUAACCGCUAUUUUGACAAGCCUUUACAAUUUGUAGUUUUUGAUAAUGGAAGAGCAGGAUUCAGCGGUGAGCAUUCUUCUAUGGAUGGGACACCAACGAGCAGAUUAAAUGAUUUUGUUUGUGACGUAAUUGCCAAGAACAAAAUUAAUUAUGGUUCUCCUAAUGUUCGUUCUAAUCUAUCUGAACCUGAGCAACUUCAUUUUACUUUGAACAAUGAUGUUCUUAAUGCUAUCACAAAAGCUGAAAGUAACUUUGAUUCCCUUGUUGCAAAGCAUGAUUUACGAGUAUUAGCUUACCAAGGAUAUGGUAAAAACGGUAUCAAGAAAUUGGGAUUCUCACCAGAUGCAUAUGUACAAAUGAUCAUUCAAUUGGCAUAUUACAAGAUGUACGGGGUUAGUAGAUCAACAUAUGAAAGUGCUCAGACCAGAAAAUUUGCUCAUGGCAGAACUGAAGUUUGUAGAUCUACAUCAGUUGACUCUGUUAAUUGGGUAAAAGCUAUGGAAGAUUCAAAAGUUCCAUCACACGUAAAAUACAUGUCCGAAGCUGUCGAAGGACGUGGUUGUGACAGACAUUUAUUCGGUGAGCCAGGAGAGAAAAAACCAGCAAUAUUUACUGAUCCUACAUACAUUAAGUCAACGCAUUGGUAUCUAUCAACCUCUCAACUUUCAUCAGAAUAUUUUGUCGGAUAUGGAUGGGGAGAAGUAGUUCCUGAUGGAUAUGGCAUUGCAUAUCAAGUUAAUGCCAAUGUGAUAAGCUUUAAUGUUGUUUCAAUGCAUUUGAACAAUGAACGAAUGUGUCAUUAUCUUCGAGAGGCAGCAGAUGAGAUGAAAGAGCUAUUUGAACAUACACAGGCAAAGGAAGGCCAUGUUCCAGCAAAAUUAUAG
Messenger RNA from Racocetra fulgida, 1776 nucleotides. The record is from the annotation of a GenBank genome assembly. NCBI's taxonomy places the organism in Eukaryota, Fungi, Glomeromycota, Glomeromycetes, Diversisporales, Gigasporaceae.